Messenger RNA from Sorex fumeus (smoky shrew), 2014 nucleotides. It is a transcript of the gene KREMEN1, whose product is annotated as kringle containing transmembrane protein 1. Gene Ontology annotation, biological process: multicellular organism development; Wnt signaling pathway. Bases 138 to 1517 code for a protein of 459 amino acids. The record is from RefSeq and is a predicted model, not a curated record. Gene Ontology annotation, cellular component: plasma membrane. Lineage: Eukaryota; Metazoa; Chordata; Mammalia; Eulipotyphla; Soricidae. The transcript has 9 exons.
GCGGGCCGGGGCGGGGCGGCGGGCGGCCGGGGCGGGGCCACCGUCCGGCCCCGCGUCCCGCUCCCAUGGCCGCCCCCGGCUCCCGGCGCUGCCCCCUCUCCCCCGGGCCGCGCCCCGGGGCCCCGCACUGACGGCCCAUGGCGCCGCCCGCCGCCCGCCUCGCCCUGCUCUCCGCCGCGGCGCUCGCGCUGGCGGCCCGGCCCGCGCCCGGCCUCGGCCUCGGCCCCGGACCCGAAUGCUUCACAGCCAAUGGUGCAGAUUACAGAGGAACGCAGAACUGGACAGCACUCCAAGGAGGAAAGCCAUGCCUGUUCUGGAACGAGACUUUCCAGCACCCCUACAACACUCUGAAAUACCCCAAUGGCGAGGGAGGCCUUGGCGAGCAUAACUAUUGCAGAAACCCUGAUGGAGAUGUGAGCCCCUGGUGCUAUGUGGCUGAGCACGAGGACGGUGUCUAUUGGAAGUACUGUGAGAUCCCCGCAUGCCAGAUGCCUGGAAACCUUGGCUGCUACAAGGAUCAUGGAAACCCACCCCCUCUGACUGGCACCAGUAAAACAUCUAACAAACUAACCAUACAAACCUGUAUCAGCUUUUGUCGGAGUCAGAGGUUCAAGUUUGCUGGAAUGGAAUCUGGCUACGCUUGCUUCUGUGGGAACAAUCCUGAUUACUGGAGGUACGGGGAGGCAGCCAGCACUGAAUGCAACAGCGUCUGCUUCGGGGAUCACACCCAGCCCUGUGGUGGUGAUGGCAGGAUCAUCGUCUUUGACACUCUGGUUGGCGCCUGUGGCGGGAAUUACUCGGCCUCAACUUCGGUGGUCUACUCCCCUGACUUCCCUGACACCUACGCCACGGGGCGGGUCUGCUACUGGACCAUCCGGGUUCCCGGGGCCUCGCACAUCCACUUCCGCUUCACCUUGUUUGACAUCAGGGAUUCCGCGGACAUGGUGGAGCUGCUAGACGGCUACACCCACCACGUCCUGGCCCGUUUCAGUGGAAGGAGCCGGCCACCUCUCUCCUUCAACGUCUCGUUAGAUUUUGUCAUUCUGUACUUCUUCUCUGACCGUAUCAAUCAGGCCCAGGGAUUUGCUGUCCUGUACCAAGCUGUCAAGGAAGAACCACCACAGGAGAAGCCCACUGCCAACCAGACAGUGGCCGAGGUGAUCACAGAGCAGACCAACCACAGCAUCAGUGCCGCCCGCUCCUCCAAAGUCCUCUACGUCAUCACGACGAGCCCCAGCCAUCCACCGCAGACCGUUCCAGGUAGAUGGACAGUGUACGGCCUGGCAACCCUCCUCAUCCUCACAGUUACAGCCAUUGUAGCAAAGAUACUUCUGCACGUCACGUUCAAGUCCCAUCGUGUUCCUGCCUCAGGGGACCUUCGGGACUGUCAUCAAGCAGGGACAUCGGGGGAAAUCUGGAGCAUUUUUUAUAAGCCGUCUACUUCCAUUUCCAUCUUUAAGAAGAAGCUCAAGGGCCAGAGUCAACAAGAUGACCGUAAUCCCCUUGUGAGUGACUAAACGCCCUCUCCCCGUCCAGGACACAGGCCCUCUGAGUUCCAGGCUGCUGGGACACCCCCACCCCCAGGUCCAGCUCCAACUGACUCUUCCCUGCAUCUCCUCGGGCCUCUGCAGGGGCGCCCUCCGACAUACCCGUGGGGGUGCCCUGCCACAGGCUGGGCCUAGCCUGGAUUUGUCCUGGUUCAUCGCUGCACUUAGGAGAGAGACUCAAGGUCGCGGGGUCUGCGGGGGGCGCUGUGUAUCUUUCUCUCUCUCUCAUCUAGGAAUUGGGGCACCAGAUCAGCCCUGGGACUGGGAUCAUGGGAUGGUUGUGCCCAGCUCACCUGGGCUGUCACCGAAGCCGGAUGGGGGGGUCCGUAUUGUGUACAUUUUCUCUCUGUUUUCUCCACAUGCACCACUCUGUCCACUCUGAACAGGGCCAGGGCUCUCUGGGGGUUGACCUGGUCCUGAUCUCUUGGACAUUAGCACCCCAACGCCUUAAAGAGGACCCAGGCUCC